CAUAUACGCUGCGUGGCUGGGGUUGUUGGUUCGCCCUCAUCGGGUGUUCGUGACGGAGCUGGUCGAUCGAGCAGCCGAGUUGUUGGGAGAAUGCUCAAGUGUUUUGGGAAUGAAAAUUCUCAUGCGUUUUCUGGUGGAGUUGGCAAAUUGUCGGUGUGUGCUGUUGGAAUCGGUUUUGGCGGCGAUGCAGGAGUUGGUGGACUUGGGUAAAAAUGAGGAUGUCCGAAAUUCGGAAAUGUCGGUUUAUAUCACCAUGCAUGGUUUGCUGGUGUUGAGCGCGGAGCUGUAUAAAGAAAAUAAGGAGGCGAUUGACAAGCUGAUCGAUUUGGGGAUAAAAAUUCACGAGGAGAGAAGUGAAAGGCGUGGAAAAUUGGCAGCCUGCGUGGCGGCGUCUUCUGAGUUUGUGAGUGAGGACGACUUUGAUCGGCUUGUGGAGGCUGUGGUAUCGAUGAGAAAACAGGUCUGGGAGGCUGUGGCGAGCGGGGAGGAAAGUCCGGUUUUGUUGAGGCCGUAUGAGAUGUCGGGCCUGGCGCCCAAGUUGGCUGUGAAUCAACCGGAGCACAUGCUGGAGGUUCCUAACAUUGAGUGGAAAAUGGAGAGGCUUGAUUCUCUUCCUCGUUGCUUCCCGUUUCGUAUCCCUCUGACCUCAGCCCGUCAUAAUGGCGAGGAGGUUGCUGGCAAGUGUCUGUCACUGCAUGACACCUACAUAUUGGACACUCUGUUUGACGAGAUUAUGACGGCAUUCGAUAAACAUGUUGGAGAGUGCGCCAAGCAGCUGCUAAAGGUUCCUGUCAUGUCGGAAGACUUCCUCCCGAGAUUGGUUGAUAGUAUGUUUAACCGUCUAGUGCGGCCGUAUGCUAUGGAUCGUAUACAAGAGCCCCCUAAACUCUUCUUCACUCGCCUUAUACACAGUGUUAUGGCGUUACAGUCGAGCACUAAGCCACUCAUUGAGGAGGCGUUGAAGUUGUUGAUAUCUGGACCGAAGCCUUUGGUGGAUGCAGGAUCGGAUAUACGUAUGGAAAUGGCUCUGGCGGACUUCUUUGCGAUGCAUUUGAUCAACUCGGACUAUAAGUGGGAAUUUGAUAUCGACCCGAAUAGUCCCACCAGACAGUCCCAAGGCCUUCUGCGUGCGGGCAUUGCGGCAUUGCUACGGCUAAGCUUUCAUCAGAAUCUACUGGCACAUCUUCCUGACACACUUGAACCUAAGAUUCUCCAGGUACAUUCCCUGAUACCACCGGAACCGAGAGUUAAUAAUAAGUCUGUAUUCGAAUUCUUCCGCUUUUAUCCGGUUCGUCUGGCGUGCACUUUUGCUGCGCUCCUGGACCAGGAGUUUGUAACGGCGACUGCUGUUGGAAAGUAUAUACUGUUGAAAUCGGAGGGCGGCCUCAGGGAAGGUUAUGAUGGUAUGGUUCAAGAGGACGGUAGGGCACAGGAUUUGCAGAAACAGUUGGAGAGAGCUCAGCAGACGUUGGUGGAAGUAUUCAAUUCGGCAGUAGCUGAUCUCAUCGCGGCUUAUAACGGACUAGAUGUGGAUGAAUCUUUCGACGAUAUGAGACAAACUUUGGUGGAGUUGUUGUUGGACGUUUGCCGGAGCAAUCUGGCUCUCCUGCCCAGUCUGCAAACUGCAACUGUGGAUACGCCUCCUGAGAUGAAGACGGUCAUUAGCAAUGUUGAGAUUCUUGUUUAA
Messenger RNA from Perkinsus marinus ATCC 50983, 1687 nucleotides. RefSeq lists its product as hypothetical. Bases 110 to 1687 code for a protein of 525 amino acids. The record is from RefSeq and is a predicted model, not a curated record. Gene Ontology annotation, molecular function: mRNA binding; RNA cap binding. Gene Ontology annotation, cellular component: nucleus; nuclear cap binding complex. The transcript has 11 exons. Lineage: Eukaryota; Perkinsozoa; Perkinsida; Perkinsidae. Gene Ontology annotation, biological process: nuclear-transcribed mRNA catabolic process, nonsense-mediated decay; mRNA export from nucleus.